AUGGCUAUUUUUUCGGACUGCACCAAUUUUCGGAUGCUCGGUUUUUUAACUUUACGAUUUCACUUUACAUUGAGAUAAGUUGUGAUUUACUUCAAAAUAAAUGUAAGAUUACAAAGCUAAGAUAAUAAGAGGUUGACUGUUCGUUCUUAUAAUUAAAUUUUAGUUCCCUGGUCCUUAAUCAUUUGCAUGUUGAAGACCCUAUGCUAAGUAUCAAAUUUCAUGACAAUCUUGAAUCUUGUGAAGGUACUUCUUAUGGAAGUUUUUUUGAUCUGAAAGUGAUUUAUUCAUUGCAGGUUUGAUAUGUGGGACUUGUGAAAGGCACAGGAACUUAGCUGGAAGUUCCUCAUUCUUGACAGGGUGCACCAGCUACCGUAUCACUACGAUUCAGGCGCACUUCGCUACAGCUUCACAUAUUCGAUGUAGAGAAGCUGAUAUGGUUGCUGAGCGCCAACAUGAGGGAAAUGUGCCAGGUCCCAUGGAUGCAGUUUUAAACAGGCUUAGCGAUGAGGAGGCAGCGUUAUUGAAGCAAAAGUUCAACACUGCAUACUUUGUCAUGCACCAUGAAAUGCCAUGGACUGUCUAUCCAAAUCUUCUAAAACUCCAAGUGAAGAAUGGAUCCAACAUCAACUUCUUGAAGUCUUACCAGUCUGACAAAGCAUGCUCAAGAUUCGGAGGAUAUAUAGCGCAAGCAGUCCGGGAGCCCAUUCAAGCAGCACUUCAAGAGGCAAAAAGCAUUUCAGUCAUGUUUGAUGGUGCCACUGACUGUAGAUCAUCUAUUGCUGACUAGUAAAGGAUGGAGUUCCAAGGGGGUACUUUGUUGGUCUACAGGAACUUGAGCAUGCCCACAGUAAUGGUGUAUUCAGCGCAAUCAAUGAGGCCAUGAUUAAGUUUGGAUGCCAUGACUGGUUAGAUAAGUUGGUGGGUGCAGGGUCAGAUGGUGCAUCUGUAAAUAUUGGAAGAAACCACAGCGUCAAAACCUGAAUGAUGGAUGGGCGACAGCAUGUUGUAUUCACACACUGUGUUGCACAUCGACUGGAGCUUGGGGUUCUUUCAGGAAUCAAAGACCAUCCCAUGCUUGUUACAGUGCAGGAGAUGCUUUACCAAAUGCACAAGCACUACAACUACUCCCCGAAGGCAUUAAGAGAAUUGAAGACCAUAGCUGAGACCAUGGAAGAUCGCUUCAUUAAGCCACAGCGGCUUCAGGGGACAAGAUGGCUUCCAUAUGUGAUGAAAGCAUCAGAUGCUCUGAUGAAGGGGUACUCUGCAAUACGUACUCAUUUUGAGCAUGUAUCACAGGCUGGACCAAAUCAAGCUACGGAUGCAGUGAAGGGAAGGGCAAAACAUCUGGCAACCAAACUUCAAGACUGGCGAGUGCUACGUUUCAUGGCCUUCCUUCAGGACUUACUUCAGGUGGUUGCACAGCUUAGUCUUACAUUGCAGACAAGCUCUAUCACAGCUGUAGAGUACCUCGACGCUAUGGAGACCGCAAACCUGUUGCUGGUGCAACUUUAGGCAGAACCUGGAGAAAAAUUCGAAGAGUUCACCAGUCACAUCCAUCAAAAUCAGGACGGCUGUUGGCAUUUUAAGGGACAACCAAUUAAACACUUUGACCCAGACAGGCUGUACGA
This is a messenger RNA of Mya arenaria, 1628 nucleotides long. RefSeq lists its product as uncharacterized. Bases 434 to 787 code for a protein of 117 amino acids. The record is from RefSeq and is a predicted model, not a curated record. NCBI's taxonomy places the organism in Eukaryota, Metazoa, Mollusca, Bivalvia, Myida, Myidae. The transcript is spliced from 3 exons.